AGUGACUAAACCUUAUUCUUGUAAAAAAAAGUGACUAGACUUGUGACUCUUCCUCCCUUCAAAAAAAAAAAAUAUGAAGAGAAUUUUUAUCUUUGCUUCCAUUUUCUAUACAUUACUUCUUCUCUCAAACGGUGACAAUGAUUAUUCACCAUCAACCACACCAGCUUCGGAUUGCUCUGCCAUAGUAUAUGAUGUGCUUGAGUGCAUUCCAUAUUUGAGUGCUGGGAGUGAGCAAACAAAGGUAGAUGCUUUAUGUUGUUCCUCAUUUGAAGCAGUUCUGGAAAUAAGCCGGGAAUGCAUUUGUGUAGCCCUAAGGGGUAGUCGUGAACUUGGUCUUACCUUGAAUAUUGCAAGAGCGAUUGCUUUGCCUUCUGCUUGUGGCUCAUCUGUUCUUUCCUUUACUGAUUGUGACAUUCUCGGGUCUCCCAUGACACCCCCUGUUAACCCUCCAAAUUCGUCACCAACGGCUCCAAGCCCAUCACCUCCAGAGUAUACUCCUCCAAGCUCACCAACUACUCCAAGCCCAUCAUCAUCAAAAUCUACUCCUCCAAUCCCAGGCCCACCGGAGUUUACUCCUCCAAGCUCAUCACCAUCAAACCCUACUCUUCCAAGCCCCAACCCACAAAAGAAAACUCCUCCAAGCCCAUCACCACUAGAUUAUGCUCGUCCAAGUCCAAGCUCACCAAAGACUACAUUUCCAAUCCCAUCACCACCAAAGAAUGCUCCACCUCCAAUGUUGCCAAAACCACCAACUCUAGUGCCACCAAAUUCAAAUACUCCAGUUCCAGCAUGCUCAAACAACAACACUAAAGGAGGAAUGUUUGCUCGAGCUCCUCCAGUCUCAUCCCCAGUAGUACAUGCUGGAACCUAUUCUACAUCAGUUUCAUUUGUUAUUCUUGUUAGUAUGCUUAUUGCUACAUUUUCCUGUAUCAUGGUGUAGGAUAUGAUCAUCAUUUUUAUUAUGUUCCACGCUUUUUUAUUUUUUUUUGAGAAUGUGUUCCAUGCUUUUUUAGGCUGUGUAAUUGGAACUAGUUUCUUCAAUUUGUUAUAAUUGUUGGCA
Messenger RNA from Quercus lobata, 1060 nucleotides. Its product is annotated as leucine-rich repeat extensin-like protein 5. The record is from RefSeq and is a predicted model, not a curated record. The transcript is spliced from 3 exons. Bases 74 to 940 code for a protein of 288 amino acids. NCBI's taxonomy places the organism in Eukaryota, Viridiplantae, Streptophyta, Magnoliopsida, Fagales, Fagaceae.